Cherax quadricarinatus is the source of this 4419-nucleotide messenger RNA. The record is from RefSeq and is a predicted model, not a curated record. NCBI's taxonomy places the organism in Eukaryota, Metazoa, Arthropoda, Malacostraca, Decapoda, Parastacidae.
AGCAUCACGAGUGAACAGUUAACUUCUGAACAACACAGACGUCUUGAGUCUCUGUUUACCAACAAUUUAAAUUAGGAAUCGAUGGGUGUUUGUGGCAUUUCAAACAAUCUUGGUGGGUUGAUACCAAGUGUCAAUCUGGAGUAGUCUGUGAGUUACUGGGGUUAUAGUUUCUGGUCCAUUAGUAUCGUGACACUGUGAUCCAUUGUUGUGAACAUCUUGGAGUUUCUUCCAAGGGAGUGGCGCUCGUUUAUUCCCUCCCGUCUUCACCCUCCAGGGGAUAUAUUGAUUUAUACCCAGCGGUGCCGGUGAUGGGAGGGUAGGAGGCAGGAUGCCCAGGGUAUCACUACGUAGAGGUCUGCUAUACCUGUCAGCCGCUACCACCUUCUCCCUGCUGCUGGUAUCUGUACAUCAGCCAGGUGGCACCUGGCUGACUUCGCCAGGUUCCUCGGCCAUCACCUUGCGUCGCACGCCGCACCUCGACCACCCAGUUAUUGAGGUGGUAGACGAUGGGGCAAGUGGUGCCCGCCCUGUUGAGGGCGGUCAGGGUGGAGACACCUACCAAAGGGUGCCACCCACCGCCCCACGACCACAGCCAUUACCAAAUGUCACCUUAACUACAGUACCUCCGAGUCAUCGACUCUGGUUCCUGAAGGGUGGAGAGUUGAGACCUGAGGUUCCUGUCGAUGCUGAGCAGUGGGUGAGACGGGAGAAACUAUGGCCUGAUGAAGAUCCUAACGAUCGUAUUGUGGAGCAGCUGAUGUUUCGCCCACCGCCCCCCCUCAUGCUAGAAGACCACCCUGACCCCGCAGCUUCAGACAAGGCGCUCCCCUAUUUUAAGAAAAUCCUUAUGUACAAUGGAAUGAACUCGUGGGGACUGCGUGCUGGACGGGGGCAGUUCCUGAAGUUAAAAUGUCCGGUGGACACGUGUGUUCUGACGGGUAGCAGGUCAGAACUAACGUCGGCUGAUGCUAUCAUGUUCAAGGAUCACUUCAGCAUGCCUCCACACAGCCGUGACCUGCGCCAGGUGUGGGUCAUGUUUAUGCUGGAGUGUCCACUACACACCCAACACUUCACUAAUAAAAAUGUCUUCAACUGGACUGCUACCUACCGUCACGAUUCCGACAUUGUGGCCCCCUACGAGAAAUGGAUUUACUACGAUAACGCCAUCUACCAGAAACCACAGGAGAUCAACUACGCAGCCAACAAGACCAAACAAGUGGCGUGGUUUGUAUCCAACUGUGGCGCUCGCAACAACCGCUUGCAGUACGCCAAGGAACUAGGCAAGUAUAUUGGUGUGGAUAUCUUCGGUGCUUGUGGCACCAAGCGAUGCCCCAGGUCCAACUCUGCCAAGUGUUUUGAAAUGCUCAACAAAGAUUACAAAUUCUACCUGGCCUUUGAGAACUCGAACUGCCGUGACUACAUCACUGAGAAAUUCUUCGUUAAUGGCUUGAGGGGUCUUCCGAAUCAGAAAAGGGGUCUUCCGAAUCAGAAAAGUCACCACAUCCUGCCCAUAGUGAUGGGUGCUCAUCCUGACGACUACGCUAGACAAGCACCUCUCAAAUCCUACAUCCACGUGGAUGACUUUGAAUCACCCAAACAACUGGCUAACUAUCUUCACCUACUAGAUCAAAAUGAUGACCUGUUUAAUGAAUAUUUUAGGUGGAAAGGGACGGGAGAGUUCAUCAAUACGUACUUCAUGUGUCGGCUAUGUGCUUUACUUCAUGAUGAGGGACAUCAACAUUACUAUGAGGAUGUCAAUGCUUGGUGGCGAGGUACAGGAACGUGUAUCAAUGGCUCUUGGAGGAAGUACGAUAAGUUUAAAGGGGAACCAGAGAAGAAAAAGGCACCGGAAGGGUAAGGGAUGUUUCUCGACUAAACUUCUGUACAGUACAAGACUUCAUUAUAACAAGUUAUCUGUUAAAGAAAAGAGGUAAGACUAAACUAAAAAAAAAAUCCUAAUGAGGCGUGUCGUAUGAUUUGUGUGUGUGUGUGUGUGUGUGUGUGUGUAUGUGUGUGUGUGUUAGUGUGUGUGUGUACGUGUGUGUGUGUACGUGUGUGUGUAUGUGUGUGUGUGUAUACGUGUGUGUACUCACCUAAUUGUGGUUGCAGGGGUCGAGACUCGGCUCCUGGCCCCGCCUCUUCACUGUGUGUGUGUGUGUGUUUUUUUAAAGGGAUGAUCUGUAAAAAUCCCUACACAAAAUUGCACAUUAUAUACCAAACUGGGGUACCUAAUAUAAAAGUUUAGCACACGUACCAUGUAUAUAAUAAGUUUUAUUUUAACUGCAAGCAUAUUGCAAUAACAUUGAUCCAGUUAUUGUAGUAUUGUGAAUGCUCAAUUUUCCGGCAGAAAAUUAAGACAGCGACAUAAUGAACUUUGUUGGGGUCUGAGAAGAUUAUAAAGGAAGGGUAUAGACAUGUUGUGAUAGUGCGUUAAGAUGGAUCAGUAUUACUUAACAUGCCUGCUAGGGCAAUAUGCUUUUGAAGUGAUAUUGUACUAUAAAUGUGGGAUCUUUUAUGGAGCAAAAUUGUAGUAGAUACAUAAUGUGAGUUUUUUACAAGCUAUGUUGUGUUAUAAUGGGUUGUACAGGCAAGAAAUGAGUUCCCCGUUUGCUGUUUUAUUGUAGAAAUUUAACUUGGAUUAAAUGUAUAUAUGUACUGUACAUAUGACUCUUUGUACAGUAAGACUCUCAAGAUUUAGACUCUUUAAAUAUAUAUUUCAUUACUGUACAGUAGAUAAUGUGAAUCUACAAUAGAAAAUUAUUUCAACAUGGUAUAUUGUUACUGGCAAGGUGGAGUUUAGUGCCGGAGGUGGGAAGUACACUGCCUGCACUCUGAACAAUGGGUGUUGAUAUUAUAGUUGUUUAACUGUAGUGUAGGCAUACCUCUGGCAAGACAGUGAUGGAGUGAACGAUGAUGAAGGUGUUUCUUCUUUUUUCAGGUCAACCUGCCUUGGUGGGAAACAGCCAGUGUGUUAAUAAAAAAAAAAGUGCUUACAGUGGAUCUCCGGUUUACGAUAUUAUUUCACUCCAGAAGUAUGUUCAGGUGCCAUUACUGAACAAAUUUGUUCCCAUAAGGAAUAUUGUGAAGUAGAUUAGUCCAUUUCAGACCCCCAAACAUACACAUACAAACGCACUUACAUAAAAACACUUACAUAAUUGGUUGCAUUAGGAACUGAUCGUAAAGCGGGGGUCCACUGUAUACAGAGAUAGAGUAACACUUGGGAGAACAUUGAAAACCCGUGGUUACGCUUUAAAGAUUAAAACAUCAACAGUUUCAUUUCUUUGCAAAAGUUACAGUGUGUAAUUACUAUUUUGGUUUGUUAGGUACCAAGACAGUCACUAUCAUGCCGGGGCAUUUACGGCAGACUUACCCUAGUACAUAAUAACUACUUAAGUCUAGACAAGUAUAAUUAACUUUUUAAUAAAUCUUGAUUUUACCUUAAUAUUAAUACGAGAUAAUCAAGGUGGAGGCUUGUAAGAAUAAUAAUCUUCAAAAUUGUCCAUAAUAAAAGGAAUAUUACAAUUAAUGGGUCAAACAGUAAUAUUUUAUGGACUGGCAGAUGCAGAGUAUGAAUCAAAUUGUUCUUUCACACACAUGGUACCUUACCUUUGAAGAGUUUCGAGAGUUUCUCUGAGCCCGGCCAUGGGCCAGGCUUGUCUGGAGCUUGCCUGGUCAACCAGGCUGCUGCUGCUGGAGGCCCACUGCCCCACAUAUCUAUCACAGUCUGGUUGAUCUGGUACUUGGUGAAGAUACUUGUCCAGUUUGGUCUUGAAGACUUCUACACUUGUUCCAGCAGUGUUUCUGAUAUCUUCUGGUAAGAUGUUGAAUAGUCUGGGACCCCACAUGUUGAUACAUCCGGGUCCCAGACAAAGAACAGUUUACUUGUCAUACACCAUCCUUCAGAACAGUUUACUUGUCAUACAACAUCCUUCAGAACAGUCUACUUGUCAUACACCAUCCUUCAGAACAGUCUACUUGUCAUACACCAUCCUUCAGAACAGUCUACUUGUCAUACACCAUCCUUCAGAACAGUCUACUUGUCAUACACCAUCCUUCAGAACAGUCUACUUGUCAUACACCAUCCUUCAGAACAGUCUACUUGUCAUACACCAUCCUACAGAACAGUCUACUUGUCAUACACCAUCCUUCAGAACAGUCUACUUGUCCAUACACCAUCCUUCAGAACAGUUUACCUGUCAUACACCAUCCUUCAGAACAGUCUACUUGUCAUACACCAUCCUUCAGAACAGUCUACUUGUCAUACACCAUCCUUCAGAACAGUCUACUUGUCAUACACCAUCCUUCAGAACAGUCUACUUGUCAUACACCAUCCUUCAGAACAGUCUACUUGUCAUACACCAUCCUUCAGAACAGUCUACUUGUCAUACACCAUCCUUCAGAACAGUCUACUUGUCAUAC